AUGGCUGAAUCGGAAGGGGCCCCCAAAAUCUUGGUUUCUCAUAACAACGCCCACACCUACGUCAAGGCCGUUCUACAAGCCAACAAUGUAUCUGCACAGGACGCUGCGACGAUCGCUUCAUGUCUUGUCGCCGCCGAUCUUCGAGGCGUUGAUACUCACGGUGUAAAUCGUAUCCCUUCCUACCUCGCCCGCAUCCGCCAAGGCGUCCUGGAUCCUACCGCUCAACCCACCAUCGAGAACAAAACUCCUGUGGUCGCUCAAGUCGACGGAAAAAAUGCUUUUGGAUUUGUUGCUGCGAGAUUGGGCAUGCAAAGAGCAAUUGAAAUGGCGGAAGUGUACGGCAUCGGAAUGGUCAGUGUGAAGCAUAGUAAUCAUUUCGGCAUGAGUGCUUGGUUGGUCCAGCAAGCCCUCGAUGCUGGAAUGAUGAGUCUGGUCUUCACGAAUUCGUCACCUGCUUUGCCUGUUUGGGGUGGAAAGGAAAAACUGAUGGGCGUUUCUCCGAUUGCUUGCGGAGCCCCUAGCUCUGAGCACGAUUUUAUCCUAGACAUGGCGCCUUCGGUGGCUGCUAGAGGGAAGAUCUAUAAAGCUAAGAGGAGAGGAGAGAAGAUCCCAAGAGAUUGGGCGUUAGACAAGGACGGAAACAGAACCGACGAUCCGGCUGCUGCACUCGAGGGUGUCAUGCUGCCCAUGGGUGGGCCGAAAGGAUCGGCUCUGUCCAUCAUGAUGGACGUGUUCUCGGGAGUUCUGUCUGGGUCAGCAUUUGCCGGGCAUGUCACUAAUCCUUAUGAUCCUUCGAAGCCUGCGGACGUAGGACACUUCCUUAUCGCUCUGAAGCCUGACCUAUUCCUCAGCUCUGACGACUUCAAGCAGAGAAUGGAGUAUCUGUACAAUCGGGUGGUCGGUUCGGAGAAGAUGGCAGGUGUAGACAGAAUCUACUUCCCUGGCGAGAUCGAGCAACUCAUGGAGGCAGAAAGAAGAGAGUCUGGCAUACCAUAUGUAGAAGCGGAGAUUGAGGCCUUGAACGAGGAGGCGAGGAGAGUCGGCGCGCCAGAGUUGGUCACUGCGUGA
Messenger RNA from Aureobasidium subglaciale EXF-2481, 1068 nucleotides. RefSeq lists its product as uncharacterized. Bases 1 to 1068 code for a protein of 355 amino acids. The transcript has a single exon. Lineage: Eukaryota; Fungi; Ascomycota; Dothideomycetes; Dothideales; Saccotheciaceae. The record is from RefSeq and is a predicted model, not a curated record. Gene Ontology annotation, molecular function: oxidoreductase activity.